This is a messenger RNA of Rosa chinensis, 495 nucleotides long. RefSeq lists its product as uncharacterized. The transcript has 2 exons. Lineage: Eukaryota; Viridiplantae; Streptophyta; Magnoliopsida; Rosales; Rosaceae. Bases 1 to 495 code for a protein of 164 amino acids. The record is from RefSeq and is a predicted model, not a curated record.
AUGCUUGCCUAUGGAAUUGGGGCAGAUACUAUGGAUGAUUAUCUUAGAAUUGGUGAAACCACUACAAUUGAAGCUAUGAGAAGGUUUGUCCAAGCCGUUAUUGAUGUAUUUGGCGCUGAAUACUUAAGAAGACCAACUUCUGAUGAUAUUUCCAGAUUGCUAUUGAUUGGCCGAGCCCUUCCAGUCACUUAUAAGAUCAAUGAUCAUGAAUAUACAAUGGGAUAUUAUCUAGUAGAUAGCACAUAUCCUUCAUGGGCCACUUUUGUCAAAACCAUUCCAUGUCCACAAGGAGAAAAAGCAAAGAUUUUUGCUCAAGCUCAAGAGGGAUGUCAGAAAGAUGUAGAACGAGCAUUUGGAGUCCUUCAAGCACGUUUUGCAAUUGUUCGCGCACCGGCUCAUUGUUGGGAUAGUGAAAUACUUCAAAAGAUCAUGAAAGCAUGUGUUAUAAUGCACAACAUGAUUAUUGAAGAUGAACGUGCUGAAUGCAUUGCUUAA